UUGCCUGGCAUGCAACCGUGUUGAGCGUCGCGUUAUUUUGUUUUCUGUUUUGUUUUUCGUUUCGUGUUUUUAAUUUUUCCCCCAUUUAUUGUGCGUUUUUGUUAAUUAAGUUAAAACAAUGAGUUUACUAGUGGUUUUGUGAUUGUGAAGAAAUAAAUGUGGGGAUCGUUUCAGUGCUCCUGUGAGGACGACGAGGGUGCAUUUAUUUGUUUGUAGCUGUGUGCGUGGGCAUCAGCAACAGGUUUUCCAACUCAACUCGCGCCACCUCAGUUUUCAUUUGUUUUCGAUAUUCCGUGGAGUUCGGUUCGCAUCGCGGGAAAAUUGAAUUGCAAUUUAAUGCAACUUUCAAUGGAAAAUGAACGUAGCCAUUAGUUGGUUAAAGUGACGCGGCAACGGCAACCCGUUUUAACGAUCGCAGGUGUGUUGAACGUCGGUCGGCGAUUCCAACGGGUUUUCCAGGAGGUUUUCGGCCCAUAACAAGUUCAAACUUAACUUGGCCAUAUAAUCACAGUUAACAAGUGCCACCUCAGUUCGGAUACGCGUUUGUGAAAAAAUCCUCUCCUCAAACACAAAAAAAACGCCAUAAAAAUGGAAAGUGUUUAAUACUCGAUACUGAUGUGCUACUAACGACGAUCAUCGAUCCCUCGGUUUAGGCCCGCUUUCGAGCCAAAUAAAUAAACAAACGGCAAUAAGAAAAGCUUCCCGAAACCGGAAUGGAAGCUCAAUGACAAAUUAAUUAAUAAAACGGCAAUAUGAAGAAGCAUUCAAAGUAUAUCUAAACAUUCCCGCAAACAAGCGAAACAAAGCGAAGCCGAAACAAUAUAAAAAGUAUUAAAUAACGAUUCUCGAAUGCAAUGGAAAGAAAAAACGGUAGUGGUUAAAAGCGAUUGGACUGUGUGAGAGAGCGUGAUAGAAGCUAAAGAUACCCGGCUUAAAAUGCCAAUAAUCACGGCCACGACAACGGCGACAGCCGGUGGAGGAGCAGGUGUGGCAGCUAGGGGCGUGGCUACCGCCAAGUCUCCCACCGAUUACCUAAUGCUCCAGCAGCAACAGACGUCGCACCAGCAGCAGCAGCAGCACUUCGGCAAUCACUUCUAUCAACAACAGCAGCCACAGCAGUUGGCGCCUCUGAAUGCUUCCCACCAACACCAGCACUCCCAUCCACAUCCACAUCCACAUCCUGUUGCUGCUCCGACCAGUUUUGCAACAUUUAACGGAAACUCGAAUCUAAAUUCUAGCCUUGCCAACGGAAGCAGCAGAAAAUUCAAUUGCAGCCGUGACAACGUGGACGAUAAUGCCGAUGCCGCUGACGUUGCGGCAGUUUCCCAGACAAUGUCCGCUGGCUUAGAUGUGGUUGGUAACGGGAAUGGGAACGGGGACAAGUCUGCCGGCUUAGCGCCACCAGGUGGCCAUCAUCUACGCCCGCCACCACCGCCUGCUCUCAAGAAAUCCUCCGUAUCCGCUUCAGCAGUAGGGAACUCUGCCUCGCGUGAGGAUGUCGCCUCGUUGAGCGGCACCUCCUCGCUGAACAGCCAGAUGUCAGUGCACAAUCAGUUCAUCUCCGGAUUGCCGAGCAAUGGCAUUGGCAGCAAUGGAACCAACGGAGGCCCUUCCACCGGACGAGGCGGUCCACCCAGUAGCAUUCUGAAGGGCAGCAAGGAGAAUCUGCUGCAGAACACCUACUAUAAUGGCGAGGCCGGGGACAGCAGUCUGGGCAGCGAGUGCGGAGUUGGAGAUGUCCAGCACCAAAACCACGAAAGCCACGAUGACCCGGGCGACGGAUUGGGACCCCUGCCUCCCAAAUGGGAGACUGCCUACACCGAACGCGGCGAGCUCUACUUCAUCGACCACAACACCGGAACAUCUCACUGGCUGGAUCCGCGCCUCUCCAAGUACCAGAAAAAGUCACUUGAGGAUUGCUGCGAGGACGAGCUGCCUUACGGUUGGGAAAAGAUUGAGGACUCCAUGUAUGGGAUGUACUUUAUCGACCAUGUGAACCGGCGAACGCAGUACGAGAACCCAGUGCUGGAGGCCAAGAGGCGGGCGGCCGAGCAGAGCCAACAACAACAGCAGUUGCAACAGCAACAGCAGCAACAGGAACAGCGCUCCAAGACACCCACUGUGCUGCCUGAGGCACUGCCCACAGAGGCGGCGGAGGAGCAGGAGGAGGACGAGGCCCCCGUCAAGCUUCCCUACAAGUUCACCCGCAAUCCCGCAGAGCUCCAGGGCCAGCGUGUCAAUACCACACUUCUUAAGUCAGCUCGCGGCCUGGGUUUUACCAUUGUGGGUAGCGAUGGAAGCGCCGGCGGGGAUGUGGAGGAGUUCCUGCAGAUCAAGACAGUGGUGCCUAACGGGCCCGCUUGGCUGGACGGUCAGUUGCAGACGGGCGAUGUUUUGGUCUACGUGAACGACACCUGUGUGCUGGGUUAUACGCACCACGACAUGGUUAAUAUAUUCCAGUCGAUUCUGCCCGGGGAGAGGGCAUCUUUAGAAGUGUGUCGCGGAUACCCACUGCCCUUUGAUCCAAAUGACCCCAACACUGAGGUGGUGACCACCAUGGCCGUGGAUGGUCGUGAAUCGGACAAGCAGAGACGUCUCAACAUGGACGGCAACUACAACUUCCUAGAUUUGUCCGGCGAUGGGGCAAAGAAAGCGAACGGUGCCGGCAGUGGCUUUAUUCUGAUGAAGAAACCUGAGCUAUACACAUUCUCCAUCAUGAAGGGCUCAAUGGGUUUUGGAUUCACCAUUGCCGAUUCCGCCUGUGGUCAAAUCGUGAAGAAAAUCCUUGACCGCAACUGCUGCACCCAGCUGAUGGAGGGUGACGUUCUUCUGGAGAUCAACGGCUUAAAUGUACGCAAUAAACCGCACUUCUACGUGGUGGAGUUGCUGAAGGAGUGCAGCCAGACGACGCCCACAGCGGUAAAGAUUCAGCGCACGCCGCCAGACCAGCCGGCCAACAACACGCUUUCCCAAUUAAACCAGGUUGGCAAUGUGGCUAAACUGCGGAAGAACUUUGUAGGCAGUGGCCUCUUCCGCAGCAAGACGCCCACAGCGGACCUGUACAGCACCCAGGUUAAGGAGGUACUGCCCAUGCGCCCGAAGACCCCAUUGGUGGACACGCGGAGGGCACGGGUUCAGACGCCCAGCAACGAGGUGGAUGGCGAAGGUGACGGCGGGUCAGCGACGGAGAGGGAGACGAGGAAACCGCUUCAGCUGCAGACCCAGGGCAAGUCGAACAGCAGUCUGCAGGAGCUAGAUGACAUACCCUACAUGGAUCCCUAUCCCAAGAUUAGCCGUCUAAGCGAACGUCUGGCGGAAGUGACGUUACAGGGAGAUGCUAAUGGUGGCAUCUACGGGUUGCCGCCCAGCAUGCAACCGCUCCCUUUGCCACUGGCCCACCACGAGUCCUGCUACUGCUACGACUGCCAGGCGCAGCGAUACCGUCCUGGGUACUUUGUCCAGGCCCAGCAGGCCGGGAUGUCGGGAAAUACCGGUCAGUACUCGCCGUUGCAGACGGCGCAUCUCCAGAACGAGCGGAUCCAGCGACGCGUGAACGAGCUACUCAGCGACAGGAGACGCGUGGGAUUCGCAAACCUGGAUCCUCCCCACCAGCAACAGCAGCAGAUGCAGCACUCACCCAGCUGGCGCAAUGGAGCUUUGCUCGACGCAUCUGAAGAUGCGGAUCAGUGCGAACUGACAGAGGUCACUCUGGAGCGUCAGGCGUUGGGCUUUGGGUUUCGCAUCGUUGGUGGCACUGAGGAGGGCUCGCAAGUGACAGUAGGUCACAUAGUGCCGGGUGGCGCCGCAGAUCAGGACCAGCGCAUUUCCACUGGCGAUGAGAUCCUAAGCAUCGAUGGCAUUAACGUGCUGAACUCUUCGCACCACAAAGUAGUAUCCCUGGUGGGGGAAUCAGCGCUUCGCGGGCAGGUCACUAUGAUCUUGCGCCGACGUCGGGCUCCGCUCCUGCAGCAGGCUCCAGUUAGCACACAACUUCGUCGUUAUCCAUAUGAUGUGAUUGUCAGCCGGCAUGAAAACGAGGGAUUCGGAUUUGUCAUAAUAUCAUCAUCGAACCACUACUACGGCUCGACUAUAGGAAAACUAAUACCAGGCAGUCCAGCAGAUCGAUGUGGGGAACUUAAAGUGGGAGAUCGCAUAGUGGCAGUGAACCGUAUCGAGAUAGCCGGAAUGUCGCACGGCGACGUAGUGAAUCUCAUCAAGGAGUCUGGUCUUCAUGUGCGACUCACCAUUGGCGUUCCACUGAAGGAGGGCGGUCCCAGUCCUGGAGGCAGUAGCGCCGGUGUGGCCAGCAAUACUACCAUGCAGUCAUCUCCCAGUCUCCUGAAGGCUCAACUCUCCCACCAGCAGCAACUGCCGCAACAAAUGCAUCUUCAGCAGACGCAGCUUAACCACCACCACCAACAUCUGGAGAUGCCAAUGUCAAUGCCCAUGCCAGGACAUGGAAGUUAUUUGGAGCGACCCAGCAACAAUAUCGCGGCCACUUUGGCUCUGCACCAGCAGCAGCCUCAGUUAUGACUCUGAGACCUACGCAUUCGGCUCUACAAGAGCUUUCUUUAGUGUUGGAUCAAUUAUCAAUUGUAUGCCCUUAGUUUGUACUUUAGUUAACAAAGUACUAACCCCAAAGACUGAAUUUAGUAGCAUAUGUAAGUCAAACCUUUUACGAGUCUCGAAACAUUUCGUGAAUGCGUCUUUUAUACCAGUUUAAUAAAAUCCCAUUUAUCGGUUUAGGAUAAGUUAUAACUUGUACUUAAGCGUUAGGAAAAUCUGCCAGUUUGUGAGAUAUAUAUUCAUUUUUAUACACUGUAUAGAUAUAUUAGAACUGUACAAAUGUAAAGGACUUUAAUAUUUUAUCACGAAUAUGUAUGUUAUUCAAUCACAUUAGACAUUAAAUUGUAUUUUUCAAAUAUAAACAUUAUACAGUCAAA
Drosophila rhopaloa is the source of this 4943-nucleotide messenger RNA. RefSeq names its product membrane-associated guanylate kinase, WW and PDZ domain-containing protein 1 (gene Magi). The transcript has 6 exons. Lineage: Eukaryota; Metazoa; Arthropoda; Insecta; Diptera; Drosophilidae. Gene Ontology annotation, cellular component: cytoplasm. Gene Ontology annotation, biological process: hippo signaling. Bases 937 to 4533 code for a protein of 1198 amino acids. The record is from RefSeq and is a predicted model, not a curated record. Gene Ontology annotation, molecular function: protein binding.